CAACAUACUAAACCAUCAUCAUGUCUGGACGAGGAAAGGGAGGAAAGACAAAAGGAAAGGCAAAGAGCAGGAGUUCAAGGGCCGGACUUCAGUUCCCAGUUGGUCGUAUCCACCGUCUGUUGAGGAAGGGAAACUAUGCCGAGCGUAUCGGAGCUGGAGCGCCAGUAUAUCUUGCAGCCGUCAUGGAAUAUUUGGCAGCCGAGGUCCUCGAGUUGGCAGGCAAUGCAGCCCGUGACAAUAAGAAAUCCAGGAUCAUCCCUAGACAUCUCCAACUCGCCAUCCGUAAUGACGAAGAGUUGAACAAGCUUCUCUCCGGUGUCACCAUCGCCCAAGGUGGUGUGUUGCCAAACAUCCAGGCUGUCCUUCUCCCCAAGAAGUCUGGAAGCGCCAAGAAGUAAACACUUUUGUGCAUUCGACAACUUAACAACGGCCUUUCUAAAGGCCACAAUAUAUUUUAAAAGAGAUAAUCGUUACCACAUAU
Messenger RNA from Lineus longissimus, 481 nucleotides. Its product is annotated as histone H2A. The transcript has a single exon. Bases 21 to 398 code for a protein of 125 amino acids. Gene Ontology annotation, molecular function: protein heterodimerization activity; structural constituent of chromatin; DNA binding. The record is from RefSeq and is a predicted model, not a curated record. NCBI's taxonomy places the organism in Eukaryota, Metazoa, Nemertea, Pilidiophora, Heteronemertea, Lineidae. Gene Ontology annotation, cellular component: nucleosome; chromatin. Gene Ontology annotation, biological process: heterochromatin formation.